Molecule: messenger RNA, 1951 nt
Organism: Jatropha curcas
Lineage: Eukaryota; Viridiplantae; Streptophyta; Magnoliopsida; Malpighiales; Euphorbiaceae
Product: phosphoinositide phospholipase C 4
Biological process (GO): phosphatidylinositol-mediated signaling; release of sequestered calcium ion into cytosol; lipid metabolic process
Cellular component (GO): plasma membrane
Molecular function (GO): phosphatidylinositol-4,5-bisphosphate phospholipase C activity
Source: RefSeq, a predicted model, not a curated record
GCUCUCUCAAAAAUGGGGAAUUACAGAAUGUGCAUGUGCUUCAUUAGAAAAUUUAAAAUAACGGAGGCCGGGCCGCCGACGGAUGUCAAGGAUGCUUUUAAGAAGUAUUCCGGCGGCGGGACUCACAUGACUGCGGAACAGUUCUUGCGUUUCUUGGGCGAUGUUCAAGGUGACAGCAGCGCGUCCAUCUCAGACGCCGAGAAGAUCGUCCAGCAGAUUUUGCAAAAGAGGCAUCAUAUUACCAAGUUUACUAGGCAUACUCUCACUCUUGAUGAUUUUCACCAUUAUUUGUUCUCUGCAGAUCUCAAUCCUCCUAUUCCUGGGGAAAAUGAGGUUCACCACGAUAUGACAAAGCCACUUUCCCAUUAUUUCAUCUUUACUGGUCACAAUUCCUACCUGACUGGAAAUCAACUGAGCAGCGAUUGCAGUGAAAUUCCAAUCAUAAAUGCGUUGAAGAGAGGUGUAAGAGUUAUUGAACUUGAUAUAUGGCCUAAUUCCAACAAGGAUGAUAUAAAUGUUCUACAUGGAAGGACCCUGACAACUCCUGUGGAGUUCAUUAGAUGCUUGAAAUCCAUAAAAGAACAUGCCUUUGAAUUCUCUCAGUACCCUGUCAUAAUAACUCUUGAAGACCACCUUACCCCAGAUCUUCAAGCUAAAGCCGCGCAGAUGAUCACUGAAACAUUUGAGGAAAUGUUGUAUUGCCCUAAUCCUGAAUUGGAAUGUUUAGAAGAGUUGCCUUCUCCAGAAGAUUUGAAGUGUCGCAUAAUUAUUUCAACCAAACCUCCCAAAAAGUAUCGUCACAAGUCCAAAAGUGUCAGGAGCAAGGGAAACAAAUCUCAAAAGAGUAAGGACUCUGAUGAUGAUACGUGGGGAAAGGAGCUAUCAGACGUUAUGUCAGAUCAAGAAGAUAGUGACUCGACUGAUAGUGAGACAAGUGAAGAUAGUGAUGAUGAGUCAAACCAUUUAGGAGUGGCAGCAUACAAGCGUCUAAUUACCAUUCAUGCCGGAAAGCCCAAGGGAGGGUUAAAGGAGGCACUAAAAGUUGAUCCUAAUAGAGUUAGACGCCUUAGUUUGAGUGAGAAAAAACUAGAAAAGUCUACUGAAAAUCAUGCAACAGAUGUAAUUAGAUUCACCCAAAAAAAUGUUCUAAGGGUGUACCCUAAAGGCACUCGAUUUAAUUCUUCCAACUAUAAACCACUAAUGGCUUGGAUGCAUGGAGCUCAAAUGGUUGCAUUUAAUAUGCAGGGAUAUGGUAGAGCUCUUUGGUUGAUGCAUGGGAUGUUUAGGGCCAAUGGAGGUUGUGGUUAUGUCAAGAAACCUGAUUUUCUAAUGAAUGUGGGUCCACAUGGUGAAGUAUUCAAUCCUAAAGCAAACUUGCCAGUAAAGAAAACUUUAAAGGUGAAAGUGUACAUGGGAGAUGGAUGGCAUUUGGAUUUUAAACCAACACACUUUGAUAUGUAUUCCCCACCAGAUUUCUACACGAGGGUCGGCAUAGCAGGAGUGCCAGCUGAUGUGAAAGUAGAGAAAACUAAAAUAAAAGAGGACAAUUGGACACCCAUUUGGGGUGAAGAGUUUACAUUUCCAUUGACUGUUCCUGAACUAGCUUUGCUUCGAAUUGAAGUUCAUGAGUAUGAUAUGUCCGAGAAAGAUGAUUUUGCUGGCCAAGCCUGCUUCCCUGUUUCUGAACUAAGACAGGGUAUUCGUGCAAUUCCUCUUUUUGAUCGCAAGGGAAAGAAGUUGCCCUCAGCGAGGCUACUCUUUCGCUUUGACUUUGUCUAAUUUUUGCAUGAUUUUGAUGUCCAUUCUAUUGUUGUGCAGUAGGAUAUUCUUUGUUGAAUUUUCUCAUCUUCUAUGAAUUUGUCACAAACCUAUUCGUCAUGCAUUAUUUCUUGUAAAGAAUUUUCUAUUUCUUCUUCCUUGUUAGAAAUUGAAAUCAAGUAUUUUUUUUUUU